This is a messenger RNA of Eriocheir sinensis (Chinese mitten crab), 3093 nucleotides long. Its product is annotated as cytochrome P450 2L1-like. Bases 231 to 1706 code for a protein of 491 amino acids. Lineage: Eukaryota; Metazoa; Arthropoda; Malacostraca; Decapoda; Varunidae. The record is from RefSeq and is a predicted model, not a curated record. Gene Ontology annotation, molecular function: oxidoreductase activity, acting on paired donors, with incorporation or reduction of molecular oxygen, reduced flavin or flavoprotein as one donor, and incorporation of one atom of oxygen; heme binding; iron ion binding. Gene Ontology annotation, cellular component: intracellular membrane-bounded organelle; cytoplasm. The transcript is spliced from 11 exons. Gene Ontology annotation, biological process: xenobiotic metabolic process.
UAUUAUUUGUUGUGUGUGUUUAGUUGUCAUACGUCCGACAGUCCGCGUAGUUGCCAUGUGUCCGACAGUCCACGUAACACUUCAGUGCUGAUGUUGCCGUACCCUCACCAAUCUUCGCUACUCUGAAUCUCACUCAGUAGCCUUCAUCUCUCCAAAGCCUCGACCACAGCUACAAGCAAGAUAAUUUUUGUACUGCUGCUGAGGUGCUGCUGCCGUAGCUCCGGGGCGCGAUGCUGGUGGAGGUGGUGUUGCUGGGGGUGUUGCUGCUGCUGCUGUGGAAGACCCUGAAGAAACCCUCCGAGUACCCUCCUGGUAGGUGGGGGCUGCCGCUCGUGGGUUAUGUGCCGCUUCCUGGACCCACCUUCAAGGACCACCUGAGAAGCCUAAACAAGAAGCACGGCGACAUAUACCUGUGGAGGAUAGGCACGCAGCUCAUGGUGUUCCUGCAGGACUUUCGGCUAUUGCGCGAAGCCUUCAACAGACCAGAGUUCACCGACAGACCCAGAUGGCAACUCUUCGUGUUUAAUGAAGAAAAGGCUUUAGGCGUCGUUUCAAGCAAUGGCGACACCUGGGUGAACAACCGCCGCUUCUCGCUGCGGCAGCUGCGGGACUUGGGAAUGGGAAAAUCCAGGCUGGUGGACGCCGUGCAGCGGCAGGCAAUGUGGCUGGUGGAGGUCUUCAAGAAACAGGCGGGCAAGGCGGCGCCCGUCCCUUACGCCCUUAGGGUGGCCAUCGUCAACGUCAUUUGGCAGCUGGUGGCCGGAAAGCAGUUUGACAUCGAAGACCCAAUGAUGCAGGAGUUCGAAAAACUCAUGGAAGAAAUGUUGAGCUACCAGGACCGAGCGUCUUUCCAGAAUUUCCUGCCUUGGCUGCGUUACCUCAUGCCUUCCUCCGUGUUCAAGCGACUCAUCAAAUACAACACCAUGAGCCGCACUAAGGACAAAUUCCUCGCGUACUUCUUUGAGGUGAUCGAGGAGUGCCAAGCCACCCUGAACCCCGGCGAGCCCAGGGACCUGAUCGACGGCUACCUGAUGGAGAUGGAGCAAAAGAAGAACGACCCGGACACCACCCGCAGCAAACGAGAUCUAGCCCAUCUGGUGCUGGACUUGUUCAUUGCCGGAAACGAAACCACCACCUCCACUCUCACCUGGCUAUUUUACUACCUGGCCAAUCACCCUCGCGUCCAACAUAAGCUACAGGCGGAGAUCGACUCUGUGCUCACCGACGGACGCCUCGCCACGCUGGAAGACAAGCCAAGACUGCCCUACACCGAGGCUGUCAUCCAUGAGGUCCUUCGCAUGUCGUCCCUCCUCUUCCUCAGUUUGCCCCAUAUGGCCAGCAGGGACACGACCCUCGGCGGCUACACCAUCCCCAAGGGAGCGGUGGUUAGUGGCACCGCUUUUUCCAUUCACCGAGACCCCCGCUACUGGGACAGCCCCGACGAGUUCCUCCCCGAGCGAUGGCUGGACAGCGAGGGCAAGUUCGUCACCAAGAAGGAAGGAUUUCUACCUUUUGGUGUCGGCAAGCGGCAGUGCCUCGGUGAGAGUCUGGCCCGCAUGGAAAUACUCGUCAUCACCACCACCGUCCUCCAGCGGGUGUGCCUCUCCGUUCCUCCUGGCAGGACCGUCAGCCUCAAGCCGGACCCUAGAGUUAGGUUCCUUCAAACACCAGUCGCCCAGGACCUCUUCGUCUCCGUUAGGGGGUAGCGAUAGCAGACCGACUAAUAUUUCUGGUUUUAUUGGCACUGUAGACAAAGGACAAAUAUUCGCAACCAUCCCCUGUUAAAUCUCCCUAUUCUUGCCGUAUUAUUGUAAAACAAAAUGUCGUUUGCUUUGAAAAAUAAUCCGAGUUCAAUGGUAUUACAAGGUCCCGGAGGUCAGUCCAGUCCACUGUGUAAUGGCAGUUUUAUGAUACUGUUAACUGAGAUGUAAGGCAAGUCAAUUAAGAACAUUGUGGUUGCAGCCGUUAUAUUUGAUUCAACCUGUAACAUUAUGAGAACUAUAAGGAUGCAGUAUCAUACAUGGUGGCCACAAUGAAGACCAUUACAGUGUGGACUACGACGAGGACCCACCAAGGUAGAAUGCUCGAUGCUCGGCCACUUAAGCCCCAAAUACACUGCCGAAUUUUGGUUCACGAAUGUGCGCGAAUAUGCAAGUCAUCCUGUGUCGUGUACAAGUUCGGCAUCUUUCUUGCCUGUUCUUGGCCGUUCGGGGACAUGUCUGCGUCCACCGCGCGACUUUUGACAGUUGGUCACGACCGCCACGAAAGUUUCAUGUUGCAUGCAAAAUUCGCGGCCGUUCGCCGAAUGUGCAUGAAUGCAAAAUGGACUCCGAAAUGUCGCCGACAUGUCCCAGACAACUCGGCGUCCAAUUCGCGGUGUUCGGCGAAUUGUCGCCGAAUUUUGACCGUUAAAAUUUUAAUUUUGUUGGCGAAUUUGUCGCCGACAUGUCGCCGACUAUUUACAUAGAUUUACAUAGAAAAUCAGACCACACAGACCCCAUGGUCCAGACUAGGUGGUCUGUCCUUAAACCUAAGUGAUUUUACAGUAAUCAGAAGGCUCCAAAACGUUGCAUUUCUACGUUAGUUGAUGUUAAGUUGAAGGAAGUGACGGUCGAGCUUAUUUUUGAAGGAGUCAAUCGUGUUACACUGGACCACUGAUGGUGGAAGCUUAUUCCAUUCUCGCACUACAACGUUGGUGAAGAAAAAUUUGGUGCAGUCUGAAUUUACUUGUGUACAUCUGAGUUUUACGCCACUGUUCCUCGUGCGCAGAGUGUCAUCGAUCAUAAACAAUGCUGAUCUGUCUACAUUCGUGAAACCAUUAAGUAUUUUAAAACAUUCGAUCAGUUUUCCUCGGAGGCGACGUUUCUCAAGAGAGAACAUGUUAAGGGUAGAAAGCCUUUCUUCGUAGGAUUUGUUGCGCAAGGAAGGGAUCAUUUUCGUUGCCCGACGCUGAACACCUUCUAAUUUAGUAAUAUCCUUUGCAUGGUGGGGAGACCAAAACUGUACCGCAUAUUCCAAGUGGGGUCUGACUAAACUAUUGUAGAGCGGAAGUAUUACAUCUUUCUUCUUGAAUAAAAAGUUUCUUUUAAUGAA